Molossus molossus (Pallas's mastiff bat) is the source of this 4400-nucleotide messenger RNA. RefSeq names its product KIAA0825 ortholog. The coding region runs from base 323 to 4174 and encodes 1283 amino acids. Lineage: Eukaryota; Metazoa; Chordata; Mammalia; Chiroptera; Molossidae. The record is from RefSeq and is a predicted model, not a curated record. The transcript has 22 exons.
UCUGGCUUAAUAGAAGAGAGCUGAAUUCACAGAUCUGAUUCUGCAUUCAAUCUGUUGUGGAACUUUUGAAAAAUCAAUGGAAAUAAAAGGGAUGUUUUGAAUGUGGUUUCCUAGGAGCCUCUGUUAUCCAUGUGCUUGUAAGCUGUGGUUCAUCUGGUUAAUAAGCUUUUUUAGGUGUGUUUUCUGUAUUUUUGGAAAAAACUCUGCUGAAGAUCCUAAAGAAAGGGCAGCUCUUUUACUGACAAAUUGGAAGGAAUAACUUUUCACCUACUUAGGAUCAGAAGACUAGUUCAUUCUUAGCAUCUUCUGAAACAAAAUUAGAAUGGAUUGGGAAGAUGAAUAUUUCCAUAAUUCUUUUGACCUGCUUAGUUUGUUAAAUUCAUUUCCUGGAGACUUGGAGUUAAAGCAGAUCUUCAGUGACAUUGAUGAAAAGAUAGAACAGAAUGCUGCAAGCAUAGAUCAUUGCAUUAAAGAAAUACAGUCCAAAGUUAAGAAACAAUGCCCAGAUGUGAAGCUACAGACAACAACUGACUGUUUUGAAUGGUUAAAUAACUAUAGUUUUAAUUCUUCCAAGUCACCUUCUAUUCCCCAUGAAGAUUUGAUAACAUUUCUCAAAACACUGCAAGCUUUGUUGAAGAAUGAACAAAAUCAAGAAGAACUGAUAUUGGAUUUACUUUGGGAUCUCUCCUGCCAGAGCAGCAUUUCAUUUCCAUCAACUCUAAGUGGAACAUCUUUCCACUUCCUCUCUAGGACUUCUCUUCAUUCUGUUGAAGAUCAUUCCUCUAUGGAUGUCAAGUCUAUAUGGGAUGAUAUAAGACUACAUCUUCGACGCUUCUUAGUGAACAAAUUACAAAGCCAUAAUGAAAUAAACAAUUUGCAGCAAAAAAUUUUGUUGAAAAAGCAGUGCAUACAACAACUCUUGUUUCUUUAUCCAGAAUCAGAAGUUAUAAUCAAGUAUCAAAACAUACAGAAUAAACUGUUGACUAAACUUCUGCAGAACUGCUUUCCUUCUUACAGCAAAGAGUCAAAUUUAGACACAAUGUUUCAUGGAUACCAAAGCACAAUGCUUAAGUUAUACUCAAUGAUAAAAGAGGAUUUUAACACACUGCAUGAAAUUUUAGCUCCAUCCUCAACAGUGAAAUUUAUUAAAGAAACUUACCUGGAUACUGUUACAGAAGAAAUGGCAAAAUUUCUUGCAAAUUUUUGUGAGCUGCAGUUCAAAGAAAGUGCUGUCCGUGUGAUUAAAACAAGCAAGAGCUCCAGCAGGCAUAGAGGAGCAGUGCAUGCUUUGGUUACUCCUGAAUGCCCACACAAAGGAAGAAACUUUUUCCUUUCCUUAGAUGAACUUGAAUUCUUAUCACAGCUCGUAAAAUCCUUUUUGAAGCUGGAAAAAAAUGUUCAAGAAUUAUUUGAAGAAAUGUUUUUAUCACUCAAGAUACCCUGGAAUAAUAAAUCAGGAAUUAUGGACACAUCCAGUAGAGAAGCUAUAAUAGAGAAACCCGGAGCAAAUGAAACCAAUAUUUCUUCAGAACAAUUGCUACCAGGAAAAGAAGCUACGCUACUAGAUUUUGGCUGGAGAAGUGCAUUUAAAGAAGUGUCUCUUCCCAUGGCGCACUGUGUAAUCACAGCAGUUGAAGAUUUUUCCAUAAAAACUCUCCAACAGGAACACAGUGAAAGGUCUUCAGCUGUGACCUAUGCUAUGAACCUUGUAAAUGUCCAACAUGUUUGGCAAGACAGCGGUGUGGUUCCUGAGGACGACCAACCAAAGAACAUUGCGAAGUUUUGUUCUGACAUCAUGGAAAAACUUGACACAAUGCUUCCACUGGCUCUGGCAUGCAGAGAUGAUUCUUUUCAGGAAAUUAGAGCAAACUUUGUGGAGGCCUGUUGUAAAGUGGCAACAGCUGUCCUGGCGAGGCUGCAAGAGAGAAGCAAGGAGUUUCCUUGCAAAGCACCCCUGAGAAACUUGCACACGUUGCUCUCCACGGCAGUCUACGUCUUCCAGCAUUUUACUCAAUAUGAUAAUUUGAUGAAAGAAAAUACUAACAAACCCAUAUUCCUGGUGCCUGUCCAGCGAUAUCAGGAAUUCAUCAACACUCUACAGUUUCAGGUUACGGACUACUGCGUCAGAGUUUGUGCUACAAGCAUUUUACAGGAUGCUGAGAGCCACCACUGGGAUGACUACAAAGCUUUUUAUGAGGGGGAAAGAUGCUCCUUCUCACUCCAGAUGUGGCAUUAUUUCUCCUGGGCUCUUCAUCAUGAUCUCUGGACCAUUCUGCCCCCCACGCUAGCCCAGAAGAUUCUAGCAGAAGUUCUGGAGAAAUCUUUGGGUCUACUGGCCUCCAGAUAUGCUUGGGCCCAUCCCACUUAUAAGAGAGUUCCGCAAAUAAGACUUGAUAUCACAACAAUUUUAAUAUGCACUGAGAACAUGUUAUGGUCAAUUUGCACAUCUGUGCAGAAACUUUUGAAUCCUCAUGAGUAUAUAGAUGAUAAAAUUUUUAAAAUUCAUACCCAUUGUAAUAAUCUGCUGACAACAUUAGUCAUUUUGACUUCACCAUUAACUGAAUUAUUUCAGACUUUUCAGCAUGGCUUUGAUGAUUCUGCUUCAGAUUCCUUAAAACCAGUUUUUAAACAACCAUUACAUUGGUUUUCCUGCAUAUCACAUUUCUACUCUUCUUUACUCAGGACUCCAUCAGCUGGAAGACUGACACCCGAGGGUCAGUUGAAACUGCUGUUAGCCCAGCCAGGUUGUAACUGGAGCCUGCUUCUGGAAACCCUACUACAUCAUGAUGGUUUGUUACUGAGAAUCUUGCUGAAGAGCUCAAAACGCACUUUUCAAGCACAAGAUUCUGAUACAGAAAAUAAAAUGAUCCAAGUGUCCAGCUUGGUGGAAGCCAUCUUUAAAGUACUAUACUACUGCAGUUUUUCUCCACAAACAUUUGGGAAUGUUUUUGUGAGCUACAUGGAAGAAGAACAAUUAUGGGACUUUUUAUAUAACAUUCCAGUCUCAACAUGCAUGUACAUGGAGUCCGAGAUAGAGGUCAUCCGAUGCUUGAGACUGGCACUGACUGACGCUGUCAAGGACACUGUACAGCAGAUAAUAUCUGUGCUGAGCUCUGGGAGAAACUGUGAGACAAACCUAAACAAGCAUGGUGUUCCUGAACAUCUGCGUGAGAGCAUUCCAAAGGAAUGGAAUUAUAUUCCAAAAGAAACCAAAGGGAAGGAACCAAGCAAAGGCUUCACAAGGCUUGCUGCGCAGGCAGUAUCUAUUGUAAUCAGCAAGUUACCUACGGUGAUUGCAUGUUUGCCUCCCCCAAUUAAAUACUUCUUUUUUCUGUCUGAGAGAAAAAUGUCAAAAAACUUUGUUGACUUGAAGAAAGCUAGCCUGCUUGUCUGGAACUUGAUUGUAAUUAUAUGUCGGAUAUUUGAGGAUGGAAACACUGUGGAACUUUUAACAGGUGCCUCCCUUGACAGAUGGAGUAAAGAGAAACUCGGUUUAAUCUGUGUGUGUUUGAAAGGCAUCAUGGGAGAGCAGACGAGUAGCCCUAAUCCAAUGACCCAAAAGGUCAUACAGAGCAUUGAGCAGCAAAAACCCAACUGGAUUAAAUGCCAAUUGCUGAAAGCAAGGAAAUUGAGCACUGAAUGUGCGUUUAUGACAAUAGAGAAAAGCACAGCCUUAGAAGAAGGAGAUAUUGCUCUUGAACUGACUGAGCAGAAAAUAAACAUGAUGGUCCUGGAUAUCUGCCACAAACCAGGUGGCAGCGAGUACCUGAGGCAAAUUUAUCACAUCAUGCGGCUCAAUGAGGAGUAUUUAAAAGAACAGCUGUUUUCUAUGAAUGGUUCAGAAGAAAAGCCAUUACCCAUCCGACCUUUAAAAACAACCUUGAGGAGUGUGGAAGAUCAGCCUUCUGCCUUUAACCCUUUCCAUGUGUACAAGGCAUUUAGUGAAAACAUGCUAGAUCAGUCAGCCCUCACAAAAUGGAACUGGAAUUGGUCAAACUUGCUGCCAAAUUAUCUAGGACUGGAUAAGAUGACCUUCAGUGUACUUCUCAAAAACAGGUGGGAAAUGAGGAAGGAUGAAAAACUAGAAGAGGAAGAAAAAGAAAUGCUGGAACAUUUAAAACAAAUUUGCAACAUCCAGAACUCUUCUGCCUCAGAUAACACAGAGGAAAAUUAAUCUGCAGAAAACAGCCACAGCUUUAUUUUAGGAAAUAAUCACAUAUAAUGGAGUAGGAUUUUUACUACAGUCAGGAUGAACCUCAGAUGUGCUGUGAAGCAUGAAACCAAUGACUGAGUAAUCUCUGAACUGAGAAGGAAUAUAGCACAUAAAGAAUAAAGUGCUACAUAUUUUUUAUUUUAAAAAUAAUUUCAAAUGUUUUUCUUUCCUCAAUCUUUUUCUUUAG